UAAAAAAAAAUCAACUGUUCUUCCUUUUUCCACCAAAAAAAACAAAAGAACUUUUGUUGAAUUUCAAAACAAUGCACUCUCUUCCUCCAUUCCACCUCCUCCGACACCCUCCUCCUCCCCCACCACCACAUUCCAUGGCCAAGAAUCUACCUGAAUAAUCCCAUACUCUCUUUUCUCUCCACCACCUCUCUCACUUCUCUUUCCAUCAUCAAGUCAUGAGUCCCUCUUAUUGCUUAUCUUCUCCCAGAACCACCAUAAAACCAGAAGCUUUCCUCCUCCACAACAACUCUCACCACCUCCAUGUCUCCACCAGACACCACUCUCUCAUUUUCAAGCCAAACCAACCACCCCCAACACUCAAAACCUGUAAACUCACACACCCUUUUGCUUCCUUAUCGUCUUUCGCCGAAUCAGAAGGCCAAGAAAUCAAAUCGAAAGACCCACCACAAGAAGAUUCGACACCCUCCGGGUUAGCACAGGCCUUUGGCAUUUCGUCGAGCACCGCGUCUGCAAUAUCGAUUUGCAUAGCAAUUGCUGCUCUGACACUCCCAUUUUUCAUGAAAUCAUUGGGUCAGGGGCUGGGAUUGAAGACGAAAUUGCUGUCCUACGCGACUCUGCUUUUUGGGUUCUACAUGGCUUGGAAUAUUGGGGCCAAUGAUGUUGCUAAUGCCAUGGGGACUUCGGUGGGUUCGGGGGCUCUGACGCUCCGGCAAGCGGUGUUGACUGCGGCGGUGUUGGAGUUCUCUGGAGCUUUGUUGAUGGGGACUCAUGUGACAAGUACAAUGCAGAAGGGGAUACUUGUUGCUGGUGUUUUUCAGGGGAAAGAUAAUCUGCUUUUUGCUGGUUUGCUCUCUUCUUUGGCUUCUGCUGGUACUUGGUUGCAGGUUGCGUCAUAUUAUGGUUUGCCUGUUUCCACUACACACUGUAUUAUUGGAUCCAUGGUUGGAUUUGGCCUUGUCUAUGGGGGACCUGGCGCAGUCUUCUGGAGUUCCCUGGCGCGGGUGACUGCAUCCUGGGUGAUCUCACCUUUAAUGGGAGCAAUGAUGUCAUUUCUUGUCUACAAAUGCAUCCGUAGGUUUGUUUACAGUGCUCCAAACCCGGGACAAGCAGCUGCUGCAGCUGCACCAAUCGCUGUCUUAGUGGGCAUUACCGGAAUCUCAUUUGCCGCCUUCCCUCUUAGCAAAACCCUUCCUAUAGCUCUGGCCCAGGCUCUAGCCUGUGGCACUGCUGGCGCAAUUGUCGUUGACAGAAUCAUCCGGAGACAGCUUGGUCACCUCCUUAUCAAGCCCGGCUCACCAGAGUUAGAGCCAAAGGACAACAUUGUCCAAAACAAAAACAUCGGGUUUCUUACAGAUGUUGCAGGCCCUAAAGGUACCCAGCUGGAAAUAGUUUAUGGUGUGUUUGGCUACAUGCAAGUCCUAUCCGCCUGCUUCAUGUCAUUCGCCCAUGGCGGAAAUGAUGUCUCCAAUGCAAUUGGCCCUUUGGCUGCCGCACUAUCAAUCCUUCAAGGUGGUGCAAGCGGUGCCGAGAUUGUUAUCCCUAAUGACGUUCUCGCUUGGGGAGGUUUCGGGAUUGUUGCAGGGCUUAUGGUGUGGGGGUACAGAGUGAUAUUGACAAUCGGGAAGAAGAUAACAGAACUAACACCUACUAGAGGGUUCGCAGCUGAGUUUGCGGCCGCUUCUGUGGUUCUCUUUGCAUCGAAGUUGGGCCUACCCAUCUCGGCAACACAUACUCUGGUCGGUGCAGUCAUGGGAGUCGGGUUUGCAAGGGGACUUAACAGUGUUAGGGCAGAAACAGUGAGGGAGAUUGUGGCUUCUUGGGUUGUGACAAUACCAGUUGGUGCUAUUGUCUGUGUUUUCUACACAUGGAUCUUGACUAAGUUAUUGUCAAAUAUACUGUAAGGGUAUAUUCAAGAGACAAAUAUCGCAAACAGAAUAUGUCAUCUGUAGGAGUUCAUAUUUUUUUGAAGUGGACUGGUCGAAUGAUUAUAUUUGAACAUUUAGCUUGAUUUCCUGCCCAGGUUAAAAUCACUACAAUUUGAAUUUAGAGAACAUGAAUAAUAUUUGGUAAUGAAAUUGGUUUC
Messenger RNA from Camellia sinensis, 2083 nucleotides. It is a transcript of the gene PHT2;1, whose product is annotated as phosphate transporter 2;1. The record is from RefSeq and is a predicted model, not a curated record. Gene Ontology annotation, molecular function: phosphate transmembrane transporter activity. Gene Ontology annotation, biological process: phosphate ion transmembrane transport. Lineage: Eukaryota; Viridiplantae; Streptophyta; Magnoliopsida; Ericales; Theaceae. Gene Ontology annotation, cellular component: membrane.